Molecule: messenger RNA, 5947 nt
Organism: Schistocerca gregaria
Lineage: Eukaryota; Metazoa; Arthropoda; Insecta; Orthoptera; Acrididae
Product: sodium/hydrogen exchanger 8-like
Exons: 6
Coding region: 155-2221 (688 amino acids)
Biological process (GO): sodium ion transport; regulation of pH; proton transmembrane transport
Cellular component (GO): membrane; Golgi apparatus
Molecular function (GO): sodium:proton antiporter activity
Source: RefSeq, a predicted model, not a curated record
UGACAAUACAAUUCAAAAUCAUGAGUCUAGAAGGCUGUGGCGUAGCAGAACACAUGUGAGUUGUCAAUUGCGUAAUGUCUGCUGUGUGGAACAGAUCUGCGGGAUCAGUUUGGUGUUGUUAUUUCGUGUGACGUGGAAAUAUGUAUAUUCAGACAUGAAGCAAACAAGUUUAUUUAACACGAGGGCAUUCAGCCUGUUCCGUGCGUUUGUCAUACCUGUCAUUUUGAUUUUGUAUUGUUAUGCUGUCGAUGCACAAAAAGUGGACACAAAUUUAAAACAUCAAUGUGAGACCAUAAACUGUUUAUUUGGUGAAGUACCUUUCGUUCAGUCUGUGGCAACAGAGACUAGUGUGGUGCGGAAAAGGGAAACUGGUGACGAGAAGGACGGUAAUGUGAAGCCGGCAGUAUCUGAGGCAAAAACGGAAAAUGACAAAAAUUCUCUUUCCGGAGAUACGCUACUUAAAAGCUCAAAUGGCACGAAAACUUCGAACGCUACUUCGACAGAGGGACCACCAAAUGCAAAUGUCAGUAUGCCGCCAAUGCCACCCAUGCAAGCACCAACGAAUGCAACUAAUGUGACAGUUAGUUCCACAGAGUCGCCUGGUGAACCUGUUCUCCCCGACAAAGGUUCUGCAGAGGAAGAACACAAUAGCUCAAUGUCAAUAUUUUUUGUGCUUUGCGUGCUAGCUUUAGGUAUUUUAUUGAUUCAUUUUAUGUUGCAAUUCAACUUUCAGUACUUACCAGAAAGUGUCGCUAUUGUAUUUCUUGGGGCAUUGAUAGGCCUUAUAAUCAAUCUGAUGUCAAAUCAAAACAUUGCAAACUGGAGAAAAGAAGAAGCAUUUUCACCAACUGCUUUCUUUUUAGUUUUACUUCCUCCAAUUAUAUUUGAAUCAGGAUACAAUUUGCACAAAGGAAAUUUCUUUCAAAACAUAGGUUCCAUUCUUGUUUUUGCAAUAUUUGGUACUACUAUAUCUGCACUUGUUAUUGGUGCAGGAGUCUAUUUGCUCGGACUAGCAGAAGUGGCGUACCGUCUGAGCUUUGUUGAAAGCUUUGCAUUUGGUUCUUUAAUAUCAGCUGUGGAUCCUGUGGCAACUGUAGCAAUUUUCCAUGCACUGGAUGUGGAUCCUGUUCUUAACAUGUUGGUUUUUGGUGAAAGUAUUCUGAAUGAUGCUGUUGCCAUUGUGUUAACAACAUCAAUUUUGGAAUCAAACAAUCCAGCAAUGACAUCAUCGGAAGCUGUUCUAACAGGAAUCAACAGAUUUUGUUUGAUGUUCUUUGCAUCUGCAGGAAUAGGUGUCGUGUUUGCCCUUGUGAGUGCACUACUCUUAAAGCAUAUUGAUUUACGGAAGAACCCAUCUCUUGAGUUUGGAAUGAUGUUGGUUUUUACUUAUGCACCAUAUGCUCUUGCUGAAGGAAUUCACUUGUCAGGUAUAAUGGCAAUACUGUUCUGUGGGAUUGUUAUGUCACAUUACACCCACUACAAUUUGUCCACUGUGACUCAGAUAACAAUGCAGCAGACCAUGCGCACAUUGGCUUUCAUUGCAGAAACAUGUGUAUUUGCUUACCUUGGUCUUGCAUUAUUCAGCUUCAGACACCGUGUUGAGCCUGCACUUGUUGUUUGGAGCAUAGUGCUUUGCCUUGUUGGACGAGCUUGUAAUAUUUUUCCCCUGGCUGUAUUGUGCAAUCGUUUCCGUGAACAUCAGAUCACGAAGAAGAUGAUGUUCAUUAUGUGGUUCAGUGGUCUGCGUGGUGCAAUUGCAUAUGCACUUUCAUUACAUUUGCAGUUCAGUGAUGAGACUAGACAUGUUAUUGUGACGACUACUCUCAUUAUAGUGCUCUUUACAACACUUGUCUUUGGAGGAUCAACUAUGCCUCUAAUGAAGUUACUACUUGCCAGUAAGAAGGGUCGAAGCCGUCGUCGACGCCGUGAGAAAGAAAUUACUUUGAGUAAAACAAGAGAAUGGGGGCAAACAAUUGAUUCAGAACAUUUAUCUGAAUACACAGAAGAAGAGAUGGAAGUUAGCUUCAUUCAGUCUAGGAUAAAGGGGUUUGCAAAAUGUGACAUAAAAUAUUUUAUUCCAUUUUUCACUCGCAGAUUCACUCAACAGGAGCUGAAGGACUGCAAAAGUCAAAUGACAGAUUUAACAAAUCAGUGGUAUCAAGCAAUUCGAAUAUCACCCACAGAAACAGAUGAUGAGUCGACUACGGCAUCACGGCAGUAAAAUUUCCUGUUUAAUGCCACCAUCAUUGUAUUUCUUGUAUAUAUAUAAAACAGAAAUUCCAGUACAGGAGCAGAUUUUUUUAUUUAGCAGAAACUGAUAGGCGUUGAACACUGUGUGCAAUGAGAGAGUAAAAUUGUCACUGUUUUCCUGAGUUCUAUGAAUUACUUCCUUUGUUUUUCACAUUGUCAGAGUAUAGCUUGGUCCCACCUGAACAGUUUUCUGAAGCUGAAUAGACUUUUCAGUACUCUUUUAUUGUAAGUUCUUUUUUGUGAUUUUUGAUAGUUACCAAAAAGUGAAUGUGUUUUUGUGUUGUUCAGUGUUUUAUUUAUAUAUGUGUGACUGAAAUGCUUAAGGUAAAAUUUGUCUAUGGUGUUAUAUGUGAACAAGUAUUAGUGCCACGUGACCAUGGAUUCUGCAUCUUGUUUUAUAAUACAUCACUAAUUGCAGAAAGUGACACCAUUACUUUUGUUCAGAGUCAUGCAAGAAAAUUCCUUUUCUGGAUGUUUAACAAAUCUGCUCCCACUUGUUUUCGAAAAUCUCAUUAUUUAUUUUCUUUUGUGUGACAAGAUUUACAAAUCUGUGUGGAUGAAACAUUACAAACUUUCUAGAAAAUAAAUUGAAGUAAACCACAUUGUUAAAGCUCAAACAAUAGUGCUAAAAUUUGGGAACCAUUCAGUGUACAAUAUCUUCAUCUUUUUACUUUCCACAAAAUUUUUGCUAAACAGAUGUCUCACUAUCUGAUUUCUCUCUUUCACACUUUAGAGUAAACUCUAAAAAAACUGAAGAACAUUACUGACCACAAAUAAAUUUUCUCCAGUUCUUAGUAAACAUCUCUUUAAAAAUUCAGUCUAAACCACUGUCUUUGUAGUAAAUUAAUUACUGUAACUAAACCAACCUAACAAAAUAUCCAUUUUGUUUAACUUGCCACAUACAACUUACGUUGAUUGUGGGCUCACUUGUAAUUAUGUUCCAAAUGGAUUACAUGAAGGGAAAAAAAUGGAAAGUCCAGGCCAGGAAAAUAACUAUGUGGAAAGGAGAGAUUGCUAGUCACCACAUAGAAGAGGUAUUGAGUCAGACAGGCACAAUAAAUAUUCUAGCAUCUUUUUUCACUUGCCUGUCUGUGACUCAGUGCUGCCUCUAUCUGAUGAGUAGGAACCUAUCCUUUCCACAUUGCUGUUACUAUCUAAAAAGCAAAGUUGUAUUUACAUUUUUGAAAGACAGAUAGCUCAAUCUUCAGAAAUAUGUUACUGUGCCACAAAGAAUGCUUCAGAUCAGAGAGAGAUAUUUGUUUUCAAAUACUUUAGCAGAACAAAAAGCUCAGAUUGAAACUACUAUGCAAACAUUGAAAUUAAGAUGGUGCACAGGCAUAAUAUUUACAGCAAAAAUUCUGUGAUUGACAUGUUUACAUCAGACAUGUUACAUAGGUAUAAAACAUGAUUGCAGUAUUUAUGAACAUGUGUUUUUGUAAGAACCUUAUGAAGUACUUAAGAAGAAUAUUUAUGUUUAUCUAGGUCUAGUAGUUUUAAGAAAAGCAGAGAGACAUGUUGGAAUUUACCAAUAUUUGCUACAACAAAAGUGUGAUAUGAAAGAUCUGUACAAUCUUCUUGCUUCUGUAGAGUGUAGCUAUUUUCAUAUGUGAAGUGUGCAGUCAUUUUUAGUACUGUAAAUGUAUUGAGUUUUGUAAUUGCUUUGUAGGAAGUGGGCAAGGAAGCACGCCUUUAAUAGAUUACUGCAGGUAUUUUAUUAAUUAUAGUGCCUAUAAUUCAGUCUGUGAUGUCUUGUGCGCACAUAUUAACAUGAGAAGCUAAAUGUGAAUUGAGGGACCAUGAUUUCAACUUUAUUACCUUUUCUUAAAAUAAGUAAAUGAAUUAUCAAACUGUUAUAUGUAACUAUAUGCAGAUGUUGUUUCUAUGUCAACAUAUUGGCCAAAGUAUAAGUAAAUGUUAUCAAAACAAAAUUCUCUGUCAAGUCUAAUACCAUGAAAUUAAUGAGCAGUAUUUGUAACUGCUGUCAGUCACAUAUGGCCAGUAGAUAAUAAACCAUAUACUUCUCAGGCUGCUGCUUAGUGUCAUUUGCUAGGUGACUAAAUUAUAUCUGUGUGAACAUAUACAAAUUUAUUUGAUAAGAAAGUAAAUAAUUAAAAAUACAUAGAAGAUAUAAAAAAAGUAGACAAAAUAUUAUCCCUUCACUUUUCCAUUACCACUCAGUAUUUGAGUCUAAAGCAAAAGACUUCAGGCUUGUAGUGUGCUCUCUCUUUCGUUCCUUGGAAUCCAGUAUGAUGAUCUAGACUUCCACUGCCAAUGUAAUGUUAUGUUUUGUCAUUUAUCCAGAACAAUUUUCUUCCUACCAGUAGAAGUAGCCAUAGUGCAAACAGUAAUCUGAAACAUUCAUGAAUUUUUGAAAUCAAGAGUUUCUCUCUCUGGAGAUGUAUGUAAAUAGAGCAACAGGGAAAUGUACCUAAAAUAGCAAAAGGUAAUUUGUUCUCUCUUUUUGUAGCUCCAUAUUUACAGUUUUUGUAACUCAAACUGUUACCAUAAAUAGUUGAAGGAUUUUAUUGGGUAAAUAGUACAUAUGGUUCGUAUCAGAAACCCACCUCAAUUUACAACUGAAUAAGUUUUGGGAAAUGACGAAGUAAUCAAAUUGUUUCCCAGAAUAGAAGUCACCAAAAAUUUCCUCAAAUGGUGUAAUUAACUGAACUUCAUAGGCUAAGACCAAAGUAGCAGACUGUUUUUCACACUGCAAUAAAUAAUAGCUUUGUAUCCCAUUUUCAGUACUUACUUAUUUUGUCAGUGCUGUAGCUCCUGUUCAACCAAUAUCACUUCCUCCUCAAGAGCAUGAGCAUUCAGCUUGUAUGAUGUGGAGCAAUAGUUGCACAGUUCACCCAAGACAGGAUAAUGAACUGUUAUCUCACCAUGCCUUUCCUCAUUCUUUCUGUUACUAUUCAAAAUGAGUUGGGCCCUAGUGAUCAUUCAUUCCUGAGAUUAAUUGUAUCAAAGGAAAAUUCAAUCAAAACCUUCAACAUUUGAAAUGUAUAGUACUGCAUAUUGAUGCACAAGAAAGUGAUAAACUUUCUAGCUUUUGAAACUAAUAGUUCCUUUCUUGUGUAGAAGAGUUGGAUAGUUGCUACCACAAAAUAUAAAGAAUCAUUUAGUCACAAUAUGAAUUCAAAAUUACAUUUAAUCCAUCACCAAUGGUUUACAUUGCUAUUAAACUGUCAUGUGAUCAAUGACUAACUGUUUUGUAGAAAGUUUAAAAUUUUCUGCAGUGUCAACACGCAUUGUCUAUAUGCUGUUAUAAAAUGUUAUUUGUGACAUAUUUUACUUGUUCUGCUGGUCAGUGUUUCAUUAAUUAUGGAGACACACAUUAUUUUAUUACCAUAUAAUGCAGGACUGUAAACAUCAGUUUAAAGCUUGAGUUUGUUUGUUGGUUAUUACGACAAAUUAAUGAGUAUGAAUAAUAUUGUGAAUGUUUCCUAACUGUUUACAGUUAAUACAACUUCUCUCUCUGUUGCUAAAAUACAAAGAAUAUCAGUAUUAGAUUUGUCAAUGACUGUGAACAAAAGGAACUUAUUUUAAAUUACUGAAAAUAAAUGUUAUUUAUUUGUAUUUUUGCUGACUGAAAAUCAGCUCACUUCCAAGAUUUGUAAAAGAUUCAGCAUCAUUCAUAUAUUGAGAAUUCAACAAACUAUUUUUUGGAGGCUAAUAAAUUAUUCAGACCGUGAUAAAA